CCCUCAAGCCUCUACCAUGAAGUGGUUCCCUCUCAAACGUCGGCUUCUGCCUCGGCCGAGAUCGUCCAACUCCCAACCGACCGAUCUUCCCGUCAAGUCCGGUGACAAGUAUGAUGAAGCUUCAGGGCAAGUGUACAGAGAAACAUAUGUCUCCAUUCCGAGCGGUAAUGACCAAGACUGGGCUCGAAAGAGACACGUCGUUCGCGAGCAGCACGAGAAGGACCAUCUUGGCUACGAACCAGCCUAUGGCGCCGAACAUCCGAAGACCAGAGCUUCCAAAGGUGGUAGAUCUCUGCAAGACAUCGCUAUGGAUACCGUGCUCGACAAUAUUGCUAAUAUCACCUUGGAGUACCUCGAGUCUCUUCCCUCUGUGUUGGUGGAUCGUAUCUGGUCUGAAGUAAAUCAGAGUACUAGGAUGUCUUUUGACGUGUGGAAAACUUUCUCGAAAUUGCUUCAAAAUCGAAACGAAACCACACUCAGAACCUUGAGAUACCGUGAAGCAAUCGAAUCCCCGAGAUCCCCUCUAGAGACAUAUACCUCCCCCUUGGCCUCAAACUCCUUCGAAUUCAUAACUAUCCUCAGUAUCACAACAGCAUUCAACUUACGUGACCUUGUCAAGCUGUCUGAGAUUCCGAAUAUUGGCGUUCUUGAAAUCGUUAGGACAUCCGGAACAGUUCAGUGCGUCAUCUCAGAUCGAGUGGUUCGGGCCUGGAGUCUCGCGGCUGUGAACGACGGAGCGUUCAAAGUCCUGAGAAUUCUCAGACUUUGGAACCAGUUGGACGUCACAGGCAAAUCGCUGAGCUACCUCAAGGACUUCCCUGCUCUCGGUGUCUAUGAUGUUCGAGGCUGCGGUUUUAAUCUUCGUUCCCCUACCGACGCUCGUCUUCUAGGCUGGAAACCGACCGUCGAUCGUAGCGUGCUCAAUGUCCUGCAUGCUGCUUGUGUUGAAAGAGCAAUCAUCUUGCGGGAAAACCUUGGCUUAGAUCCUCAGCCCAUCCGCAGAGCAUCCGCCAAACAACUCUGGGAUGGGGCCAAAGUCUGGAAGCUUCCUCGUGGAGAGGUGGCUGCUUUUCUGACUCGAGAUGAGACGUCCAGUCCAGGGACCCCAAGAAUCGCCGAAUUCGCCCUAGACUUGAAUAGGCUGAGCGCAGCUGCAGAUAGGGUUGCAAGAAUCAAUCCAGGAAUCGAGGGCAAUUUUCGGGCCUACUUCUGGGAAACAAUGGAUGACUACACCUUUGAAGCGAGCCGGAUGAAGAUGACUUGGGAAUUCCAGCUCUACUCAGCGUAUGCUCGACUUGGAGAGCUCAGAAAUGAUCGUGAUUUGUUGAGAGCCGGAAUUGAUAUUGGAGAUCAAGCAAUGGUGGGUAAAGAGUUGAUUAAUUCCGUCCCUGUGGUUUCGAUUCGUCUUGGUCCAACAUCCCCGGAAUUGCGUCCUACCUCCGCAGGCAACGGCUCCCACAAGUCAACUUACGGUAGUGCAAUGGCCAGUAAUAACUCCUACUCGUCGAAUCGAAUCGCAAGCCGCUCUGACUUCGAUCCCAAGAACUUGUGCUUCAUUCGAGUCGAGGUCCCCUUGGAAGCACAAGAAUCAGCAGCUACAACCCUUGGACAAGGGAAGAAGACUAAAGAAUCCGGACGAAAGCGAAACAGCUUCAUGAGUUUGGCGGAAAGUAAAAGGAUGAAACUGAGCGAGGUUUUAGAAUCCUUCCUUUGAAAACAAUGUUUGCGAUAUUGCGGGAGUUUCAUUGGAGUUUGCGAUGUUGCAGCAACGAUACCCCCAUGAGUUCUUUCUUUUCAUUUGAUUUGCAGGCGCGAGAACAAUGAUACCCAGGAGUUUGCGGAUUGGAGUUGCGGUGGUUUAUGAGAGAUGCUUGAGCUGGGGACUUAUGGUCGUACCCAUUCCGAACAAUGGGGAGCUUGUGAAAUGCGUGAGACCUGGCUGGGGUUUGCAUGUAAGACUGAAUUAGCUCUCACUCGAGAUAACACCUCGCCCAAGUCUAGAAAAGUAAAUGAAAAACUUGGAAAAACUG
Hyaloscypha bicolor E is the source of this 2030-nucleotide messenger RNA. RefSeq lists its product as uncharacterized. The transcript is spliced from 2 exons. The record is from RefSeq and is a predicted model, not a curated record. Lineage: Eukaryota; Fungi; Ascomycota; Leotiomycetes; Helotiales; Hyaloscyphaceae. The coding region runs from base 17 to 1714 and encodes 565 amino acids.